Myzus persicae (green peach aphid) is the source of this 2489-nucleotide messenger RNA. Its product is annotated as calpain-A-like. The transcript is spliced from 13 exons. Gene Ontology annotation, molecular function: calcium-dependent cysteine-type endopeptidase activity; calcium ion binding. Lineage: Eukaryota; Metazoa; Arthropoda; Insecta; Hemiptera; Aphididae. Gene Ontology annotation, cellular component: cytoplasm. The coding region runs from base 356 to 2173 and encodes 605 amino acids. Gene Ontology annotation, biological process: proteolysis. The record is from RefSeq and is a predicted model, not a curated record.
GUAAAAUGAGCCCCGAUUGAAAUCUCUAUCUUAAAAAUUAAAUACGAACUCAUACCUAUAUAAGACAAGUAUUUUAUUUUUGAAUGUGCAAUAUUUGUCCUCUCUGUUAUAUGAAUCUGAAUCCGAGCUCCGUUCUCAUUAUAUGGCAAAUCACAUCAUUUGGCUUAUUACACGACAUUUGAAGCUCUAAAACGACAAUUUAAUUUCAAGGUCCAUAGAUAUACAAGUAGUACGAUUGGUAUAUAAGUAUUGGGUACACGCUCCUGUUUAGUCUUUGUGAAACAAUCCAGUUUAGGUACAUCGAAUAAUGCUUAGUGUCUAUUUGAUCACCAAACACAUUUAAUUUCUUAAUAAAAUGUUAAAUAUUGGCGAACGGCGUUCCGGUUUUCGCCAGAGACCCGCUGGAUUUAUUCAAGACUUUGAUGAGCUCCGAAACCAAUGCUUAAAACAAAAAAUACUAUUUAAAGAUCCAGAAUUUGAUACAUACGAUUUAUCUGUAUUUCACAAAAAUCUCCAAAAAAAUCAGCUUGAGUGGCGGAGACCAAAAGAAAUUACAAAUGAUCCCAAAUUUUUCGUGCAAGGAGCUUCAAGAUUUGAUGUAAGGCAAGGAAAAUUAGGUGACUGUUGGUUAGUAGCCGCUAUAGCGGCUAUGACUUUGAACAAAGAAGUAUUUUGUAACGUAGUGCCAAAUGAUCAAGGAUUUGGUAAUACAUAUGCUGGUAUAUUUCACUUCAAAUUUUGGCAGUAUGGUACAUGGAUUAACGUGGUUGUCGACGAUCGUUUACCGACUUCUGGAGGAGAGUUAUUAUUUGUUAAAUCAUCAACCAAAAAUGAAUUCUGGAGUGCUCUGUUGGAGAAAGCUUAUGCCAAAAUCCAGGGUUCAUACGAAGCUUUGGACGGAGGUCUCACAAACGAGGCUAUGGAAGCUUUCACUGGAGGUGUAUCAGAAAUGUACGAAUUAGAUCAAGGAAAAACCAGUUUGUUUACAACUAUGCUAAAUUCUUUUCAACAACAAUCACUCAUGUGUGGUAGAAUAUACCCUACAAAAUUGCCUAAUCCAGAAGACAAAGGAAUAUUCAGAAAACAUGCGUACAGUAUUACUAAGGUAAUUUAUAUACCUGAAACAAAUAAUGCUAGUAAUAUACCUUUGAUUAGACUUCGAAAUCCUUGGGGUAAAGUUGAAUGGAACGGCCGUUGGAGUGACAAAUCAGAUGAGUGGUUCACUAUACCUCCACAAUUACAACAAUCAAUAGGUCUCAUAAAAGAAGAUGAUGGCGAGUUUUGGAUGUCUUACAAAGAUUUUGCCAAAUAUUUCUCUGCAGUGGUAAUUUGUCAUUUAGCUCCUGACUAUAUAGACAGGGAACAACAAGGAGCAGGAGGGCCAAAAAAAUGGGAUCUGAGUAUAUUUGAAGGUCAAUGGGUCCGAGGCGUGACAGCCGGCGGAUGUAAUCAAUUCCAUGAAACGUUUUCAAGUAAUCCUCAGUACUAUAUAACAUUAGGAGAUCCAGAUAAUAAUAACGCUAAGGAUAUAUGUACAGUUGUUAUUGCAUUAUUGCUAAAGGGAACACGACGCAAACAGAAACAAAAAGAUAAAUCAUCAUCAUUUGGAAUUUAUGUUUAUGAUAUCAAAGAAUUGGCGCUUAACUCUAAUAAAAGUGGCGAUUUCAGUAAAAAAUUUAAAAAAUACUUCUUUAAAGUGGCUGGGAGUGACAUGGAGGUCGAUUGGAUGGAGCUUAAAAAUAUUUUGGAUUUUGCUAUGAAAGAAACUGGGAAAACAAAAUUUUCAAAUGACGUAUGUCGCUGCUUGAUUGCUAUGAUGGAUUGGGAUAGAUCAGGUAAACUAGGUUAUAAAGAAUUCCAAAGACUUUGGGUGGACAUUAGACAAUGGCAGGUUGUUUUUGAAACGUACGAUAAAAAGAACAAGGGUUAUAUCAAAGGGUUCGAACUAAGACCAGCCUUAAGUUCAGUUGGUUACCAUAUUAAAACACGAACCAUAAAUACCAUGUGUCAUCGAUAUGCGAACAAAAAAGGAUACAUAAUGUUCGACGAUUUCAUCAUGUGUGCCAUUAGACUUAAAACUACAAUAGAUAUGUUCAAAGAACAUUACACCGAAAAUAAAAAUAUUGUCUCAUUCACAUUGGAAGAAUGGGUGGAAAAAACAUUUUACUCGUAAAUUUAAACAAGAGCCAUGUGUUUUUUAGAACCUAAUAAUUUUUUUUUUUUUAAAUAAGGUUCACCAUUAUCUUGUCUAUAAUUUGGAAGUUUAGUUGUGUGUUAGACAUAACAAUUUAAUUUAUCAAGAAUUAAAUGAUAUUAUAAUAUACAAUGUUAAAUAUUUUUAUUGAUAUCUGUUUCAACUUUUAAAUGUAGAAAUAAAUCAAAUUAGCGUAUAUAUAGAUGAGUAAAAGUUUCUAGUUUGUGAAUAGUUUUUUUUAUUUUUCAAUAUUUUUAUUUAGAUAUAGAUUUAAAAUAAUAUAAAUUAUAAUAUU